Vanessa tameamea is the source of this 625-nucleotide messenger RNA. Its product is annotated as small integral membrane protein 8. NCBI's taxonomy places the organism in Eukaryota, Metazoa, Arthropoda, Insecta, Lepidoptera, Nymphalidae. The transcript is spliced from 3 exons. The record is from RefSeq and is a predicted model, not a curated record. The coding region runs from base 263 to 529 and encodes 88 amino acids.
UUUGACACCUCAAAAAUGUCUUAAUAAUUUUAGGGUUAUGAUUAUAAAAUAUUUUCAAAAUUGGCUUAAUUACCAAAAUAAUCAUUAUUAUCACAAUUUUUAAAUCUACUGUUACAAGAAAACUCCUUAUUUAGUAAUCAAUAACACUGUUAAUAAUGUGUUAUAUCUAUAAAUUAAUCAACACUAAAGUUAAUUAAUACUGAAAAUUAUUCUUCAGAAAAUAGGAAUAUAUAGAAAAAGUCACAUUACAAAUUGAUGAAAUAUGUCUGAAAACAGUAAAAGUAAUAGUAAUGAAAAACCUGGUGAUGGAAUUCGAUCAAUGCGAUCCUCAACUGCAUUUCGAGUUGUUAACUUUGAGCUUUAUGCAAAACCUAAUAUAGUCAUUAUGAGUAUUGGCUUGACAUGCUUUGGUCUAGCUCUUGGCUAUAUUGCCUAUAUGAGACAUAAAUAUGAAUCUAUGGGUUAUUAUUCUGCUAUCAAUGAAGAAGGAAAAGAAACUUUUGAGAAAAAGAAAUCUAAAUGGGAAUAAGACAAUGGAUAUAAAAACAAAUAAGAAGAACAAUUUUAUGGUUAUGCUCUGUAAUGUACAUAGAUAGUGUUAAUUUUAGUAUUUAUAAAUAAAAUA